Bursaphelenchus okinawaensis is the source of this 1729-nucleotide messenger RNA. Lineage: Eukaryota; Metazoa; Nematoda; Chromadorea; Rhabditida; Aphelenchoididae. The record is from the annotation of a GenBank genome assembly.
AUGGUGGCCGCCGCCCCGAAUCAGAUCGGCGAGGAGAUCACGGUGCCACGAGAGUUGGCUAAGCCUACUGUAAGCCUAAUUCUGAUUUGAAUAUUCUAAUUUUUAUCAAUUUUACUUUUCAAUUUUUUAAAAUUUGAAUAUUUAAAUUCAUUUUUCUAUUUUUGAACUUCAAGUAUUCAAAACUCUUUUAUAUAUUACACAUCUCUAUCACAUGUGUCUUACUUUCAAAUCUAUUUUAGUCAUCUAAACCCAAACUGCCAACUUUGGAAGAGAUCAAGAAUGCCGUGCCGGCUGAAUGUUUCGAGAAGGACUGGAAGAAGUCGACCUUCUUCUUGAUCUGGGACCUUGCUGUGAUUGCGGGCCUGUACUACAUUGUACCAUACGUCGAACAGUACGGAGGAUGGUUGGGUUUCUUGACCUGGUAAGUUAUAUUGCUUUGAGAGAGAGCACAGUAUUAUGUAAACAACGUAAUAUAAGAAGCAGCAACACUUUUAAACAAAAUAAUUUUCACAUAUUUUUAUAUUUUUAAUUGCACGGUAAAGUUGCUUUAACUUUAAAACUUUUACAGUCACAAUAAUUUUUAAAUUUGUACUAUUAUUUUAUCCAAUAUUUAUAUCAUCUUAGGUACUACGUCAUGGGAAUGUUUCUAUCUUCACUGUUCGUUGUUGGUCACGAUGCUGGUCAUGGAACCUACUCCGAGUACAUCUGGCUGAAUGCCAUUGCUGGCCACAUCGCCCACUCUCCUAUCCUCACCCCCUACUGGCCAUGGCAGAAGUCCCACAGACAACAUCAUCAAUAUACAUCACAUCUGGAGAAGGACCGAGGCCAUCCAUGGGUCACAGAAGAAGAACACAUGGACAGGAACUGGUUCCUCCAGAACUUUGCCAAGAUCCCACUCUCUGGAUUCAUCAGAUGGAACCCCAUCUACACCGUGCUCGGUCUGCCAGACGGCUCCCACUUCUGGCCCUUCUCCAAACUCUUCAAGACGACAGAGGAUCGUAUCAAGUGUGUCAUCAGUGUAGCCUGCUGUCUGACCUGUGCCUACGUAGCCUUCCGUCUCUGUGACUACAGUGUCUACAACUUCAUCAAGUACUACUACGUACCAUUGUUGUUCCAGGGUCUGUGGAUCAUUAUGAUUACCUACCUACAACAUCAAGAUGACGAAAUCGAGGUGUACGAAGAAGACGAAUGGAGCUUCGUCAGAGGUCAGACACAGACAAUCGACAGAACAUACGGGUUCUACAUUGACACUUUGAUGCACCAUAUCACUGAUGGUAAGGAAGGUUGAACAUAAUGUUGUUUUUUAUAUUAUCUUAUUUAUUCUUGCGUUUCUAAUUCAAGUUUAAUUUGUUUUGAUGUCUUUCUCUGAAAAACUUUUGAAAUGAAAAUAUUACAGGCCAUGUUGCUCAUCACUUGUUCUUCACCAAGAUUCCUCACUAUCACCUGAUGGAGGCUACUGAAGCCGUGAAGAAGGUGUUCCAGAACUACCCUGGUGUAUAUAAGAGCCAAAACAACUUCAUGACUUUGAUUGACUUCUUACGGUAAGCCUUUUAUUACUCAAUACACAUUACAAUAAUCUCCUCGGCAACACAUAUAACCUUAUUCAAGUCACCUUGAUAUAACUUAUGCUUCCAGACUGAACGUUCGCUUGGAUUACUUGUUGGGCAAAGGGACCGGCGUUCUCAGGUACCGUGUUUCCAACUUCUACGCAGACAAAAAGACAGAAUAG